UGAAAAUCUUAUCCCCCGAAGCCGCUAAAUGCAUCUAGCCACCACCAAUCUGGGCUGCACGUUCUUUCGGGGGUUUAGUAACCCGGGUGCGGGUGCAACCUAACCGAUGUGCCGGCGCACGGUCCCCAGACCGAGUCACGGGGACGAGUCAGUCCCCCUUCCUCGCCACUCGUCGUCAAUCGUCAACUCAUCUUUCCCGAACCCCCACACCCACCCGCUCACCGGACCGCCGACCGCCACAAAAUGCAACCUUUAACUAGGGCAUCUCCCAUCGAACGCUAGGGUUAACUAAAGUUCCCUCCCCUUUCCUCCUUGCUCGCCAGAGAGAGAAAGAGAUGGACGACACCCAGGACGACGCGAGGUAUCCCCCCAAUCAUCCCUACCCUUCGAUUCGCCGCCGCCCGUUCUCCUCCUCCUCCUCCUCCCAUCAAUCCAAGAUCUCCGCUGCCCAGAACCCCUCCUUCCCCCGGCCGAUCGGCCGUCGCUAUGCGGACGAGGACGACGAAGACGAGCACGAUGAGAUAGAUGAAGCCGUGGACGAAGACGAUGACGAUGAGGAGGAGGAAGACGACGGCGGAAGAUAUCGCCAGAUCCGGGACGACGACGACGACGACGACGAUGAGGAUUCGUCGGAGAGCCGCGGGAAGCGGAGGAGGCUGGACAGGUUCGCCCUAGGGUUCGAAUUCGCCCCCCGCGUGCCCCGGCCGGCUGCUGCGCCGCCGGCGGGCAAGAUUCCCGCGAAAAGCUCCCCCGCCGAUUGGUCGGAGGAGUCGACCUUGGUGCUCCUCGACGCCUGGGGCGAUCGCUACGUCCAGAACGGCCGGAAGAGCCUCCGGUCCGAUGAGUGGAUCGAGGUCGCCAAGAAGGUCUCGCAGUCCUCUAGGACCAGCCGAUCCGACGCCCAGUGCCGGAACCGGCUCGAUACCCUUAAGAAGAAGUACAAGAAAGAGAAGGUGAGGCUGUCGGAGCACGCGAGUGCCAGCAGCAAGUGGGUUUAUUUCAAGAAAAUGGAUGAAUUGAUGUCAUCGCCGUCACCGCCGGCGGCGGGGACUCGGCAGCAGCAACCUCCGAAACUGCCGUGCGGGGUUGAUGCGGGGGAGUACGUCUUUGCGAGCUCCAGUGUGUACCUGAACCGCUCGAACGGCAAUGAUGAGAUGAGGGACAGCCCAGGGGAUACGGGAUCGGAGGAUGCUGUGGACGAGGAAAAUGAUGAUGAAUCUGAUGGGCUUCCGCCGACGAGGGAGAAGGUUUCAAUGAGGAGCUCGGAUUCUUCGUUCAGAAUGCUGGCUGAUUCCAUUCACAAGUUUGGGGAGAUAUAUGAGAAGAUGGAGAACAGCAAGCGGCAGCAGAUGGCGGAGCUGGAGAGGAUGAGGAAGGAAUUCCAGAGGGAUUUGGAGGUGCAUAAGAGGCAGAUUUUGGAGAGGGCACAGGCAGAGAUUGCAAAAAUAAGGGAGGAAGAGGGGGAGGAGGAGGAAGACGAGAGGAGUGAAGAUGAUGAAGACGGGGAUGAUGAGAUCGAUGUUUCUGCCGAGAACUUGAGCGGGUGAGAUUCAUUGUUUGGCAGCACGAGUAUAGACUAGGUACCUGAAUGCUCUGUAUGAAAGUUGCAACAAGAACAGAAGAGGCUGAGGGUUUGCUUGCAAAUAAUAUUAUUGUAUGUCAGAGCAUUACGAAUGUAAUUUGGAUUUCUAAGUUUCUAUGUAUUUGGGGCUGACAAGGCUUUGUAAUUUUCACCACGCUCCGAAUAAACAGAUUUAAGGAUGAUUUUAUUGUCUGUCCAAGUUCUAAGAACAGAUGAUUUUCCAGGACAUGUUUGUGAACAUUUAAGGCUGCAUGGUUGUUCA
Messenger RNA from Phoenix dactylifera (date palm), 1844 nucleotides. RefSeq names its product Alcohol dehydrogenase transcription factor Myb/SANT-like family protein. The record is from RefSeq and is a predicted model, not a curated record. Gene Ontology annotation, molecular function: transcription cis-regulatory region binding. NCBI's taxonomy places the organism in Eukaryota, Viridiplantae, Streptophyta, Magnoliopsida, Arecales, Arecaceae. Gene Ontology annotation, cellular component: nucleus.